UCAAAAAUUUAAACUGACCUAAGAAACGACUGAGUCUUACCUCCCUUGAAAGAAAUAGAGUAUGCGAAGGGAAGAAGAGGGAAGAGGGAGCGAGUGAGUGAGUAAGAGAGUGUGGAAUUUGAAGCAUUGUGGUUGGUGCAGAGAAUAAAAGAAGAGAAAAGAAAAAGGUGAUUGUUUGUGAAUGAUGAUGUCUGGGAGCAGAGGAAGGUUGGAGUUGGUGGUGAAGAACCGGUUGAUGAGUUUCUUGAUCUGGCAAUCCAUUUCAUCAGCUAUCGUCUUCCUCCAUUUUCUCUGCUUUCCCUUCUCUCCACCUCACUACCCUUUCUUCUCCUUCAUCGUCUUCCUCUCCUCCAACCUCCUCUUCUCCCCCACCCUCUCCUUCCUCUCCUCCCCCAACCCCCGCCCCCGCCUCCCCCUCUCUCUCCUUUUUGCCACCGCCGCCGCCUUCUCCGCCGCCCUCUGCCUCCCCGCCACCACCCUCACCUCGUCCACUCUCCCCCGAUCAAUCCUCCGGGGCUUCCUCACCGGCUCCCUCUUCGCUUCUCAUUACCUUUUCCAGCGCCGAUGGCUCCUCCACUUCCCCAUCAUCCAGCGUCCUCCCUUUUUCAGCUUCAAGAUGGGUGUUCCUUCCGCUGCUCGAAAAGCCUUCAAGCUUUCCUUUCUUGCUUCCGUUAUAUCCGGUGUUCUGUUAGAGCUUCUCCCGCAUCCGUUUAAGUACGCGGUCGCCACUCCAAGAUUCUUCGUGGAGCAGAUAUCCUCUCUUGCUACCACUUUUGUUAUCUUCUUCUCUUGGGAGUUGACUCAUCAUUUGCAUUGGGUUUUGCACACUAAGAGGUCCAUAUUUGCACCUCCAAAAGGAUCGGCAGCAGCAGAAACAAAUCCAAGUGAGCAUCUCCUUUCAGCCUUGGAGGAGACUAAUCCUACAUCGCUUCUAAGAUAUCUUGCACAUCUUGAUCUGUGUAUGGUUUGCGAGAACAAUGUUGACACUUGGAGGCGUGCGGGGUUUUUUGAAGAAACCGGUGAAACUUACAAAAGAGUAGUUGCUGUGUGCUUGAAGCCGUUGGAACACCUUGCAACUAAAUUAGGUGAAGGCUCAGGAAAUUCUGUUGACAAAGCUACUCAAUUAUCAAAUCAGCUGUUGUCCCCCACGGAUUUGAAGAACGUGGAAGAACUGUACAACUUCCAGCUAUAUGCAUGGUGUUCAAGGAGUGUUGCUUCACUGACUGCCUGUUCACGUAAAGAAGACAAGUUUGGGGUUGCUCAGCUUUCCGGGAGUAACGCUGCUGUGGUUUCAACACUUCUAUCCUGCCUUCUGGCUGUUGAAAAUUUCAUGGGAAAGAAAACAAACCUGCAACCCUCAAAUCAGUUGCUGGGACCUGCUGGUAUCAAAUGGGCAACUGUGAAUAGUGGAAGAGUAGAUGUUGCAGCUGGUAAAAGAAGAAGUGGCCCAGUGAAUUCAAAAGCUUAUGCUAUUGCUGACGUUCUGAAGACUUCAAUCUACCAAAUAGUCUCUGCAUUCCAAGAUGAAAUGUCGGCUGGUGCUAAAGCAAAUCUUCUGGAGAAGGACUGGAUCACCACUGGGAAGCCCGUUUUUGGCACUCGGGAGAUGCUAAUACAAAAAUUACGUAUUUUUCUUGAUUUUCGAGCUACCUAACUGCCUCGUUGUAGCGUGUUUUGAAUACUACUUUCCUUAUUAAACAUGCUUGUAAGACAUUAUACGCCCAGGAAGUUGACAAGUGAGGAGAUGUAGAUGGAAUGGAAGGAAAAGGUUCAGUUUUGCUGUAGAAAUUCGAGAUGAACGAUAUUAAUCUCUUGAGAUUUUGUUGAAGAUACUGGCAUUGACAG
Molecule: messenger RNA, 1845 nt
Organism: Vigna angularis (adzuki bean)
Lineage: Eukaryota; Viridiplantae; Streptophyta; Magnoliopsida; Fabales; Fabaceae
Exons: 4
Coding region: 182-1654 (490 amino acids)
Biological process (GO): nuclear pore organization
Cellular component (GO): nuclear pore transmembrane ring
Molecular function (GO): protein-macromolecule adaptor activity
Source: RefSeq, a predicted model, not a curated record